UUGUACAGCACAUGCUAGCUAGCUCAAUUCUUCAUGUCCUUGGCAGUUGCUGCUGGAGAAUGGAUGUUGAGUCACUGACAAAGCUGGGUGGAGAAUGCCUGCUGCAAGGAGAGCUCAGCAAGUCUCUGUGGGCACUGGAUGCGGCUCUGUGCCUGUCUCCAGGGAUGCACAACCCAAGCUUGUGGCAGAGAGGUCUGGCAUGUGUUUACAAGGGUCAUUACGACAAUGCAGCUCUGCAGUUUGAAAGUAACAUGACUGAGAAUGGAUCUGAUAUCGAAGAGGUUUUAUGGCAUUUUAUUAGUCGUGCGAAGAAGACUGGCUAUGAUGCAGCAAAACAAGAUGGUUUUCUUCAGCUAAGACCGAGUCAAGACUCCCUAUCAACUCUCCCUCCAAUGCCGCAAGUGCUGAAGCUCUACAAGGGAGACUGUUCAGUGGAAAAUGUUCUAACAGCCGCAAUCGACCAAGACGGAACUCCGUUACAAAGUUACAACGGCGCUAAUGCAUUGGCCUAUGCUCAUUUCUACAUCGGGAUCUACCACGAAUUGAUAGGUGCACUACAACAAGCAGAAGAGCACUUAAAGAAAGCCUGUGAUUUUAAAAAUCCUGACUACAUUGGAAGGCUGAUGACAACUCACUAUCUUCUCUUCUUGAGAUUGUACCCAAAAGUUUCUGUGUUCACUGUUGGAGCAAAGUCCACAAAUCUUUACAAGUGCUCUCAGAUCAUCCAAGGGGGGUGGCAGUUGUCGACUGGUCAUGUGAUCAAUGAAGCGAAGGAAAAAACGUCUGUCACUCUUAAGCUUGCUAACCUCCUGAAAACGUACGAUGCUGGUGUGUGUGCAUUUGAUUGUGGAGACAUCUACACUGGAGUUGAAUGGCUGUACGGACGACUGAUUAAUUCCCUCAGGCUGCGAGAGGGAAGGGACCCUGAUGUACACAUUCACACUAAGUUUGUGCCUGAUUUGGAUAUUAUUCAAUCUGGCGGAGUGAGUGAGCAUUAUGUGAGAUCGUGUGUGCGUCGAUCGUUGAAUCGCCUCAGUAUCGAUUGUCUGAGUUUGCUGCAAAUCCAUUGGUGGGAUAUGAGCGUGCCCGGCUGUAUAGAUGCGGCGAAACAUCUCUACCAGUGUGUCAAAGAGGGAAUGGUGAAACAGCUGGGAGUAUUAAACUUCGACACAGAGACUACUAUGCAGAUUGUAACCAGUGGAGUCCCUAUAGCAACAACUCAGGUGCAGUUUUCCCUGAUUGAUCGUCGGCCACUAAGCUCUGGACUUGUCUCCCUGUGCAAAGAGCAUGGUAUCAAGAUACUGCCCUAUGGUGUUCUGGCUGGAGGAUUUCUGACAGAUCGCUGGCUAAGGUCCCCAAGACCAAGCAUUGAGGAUCUUGCGAAUAGGAGUCUAGUCAAGUACCUGCUCAUCAUUGAGGAGUUUGGAGGUUGGACCUUGUUCCAGAAGCUGCUACAAACACUGCGCGUAAUCGCAGACAGACAUGGCUCGGCAGUUACCAUAGCAAUGGUGGCCAUUCAGUACGUACUGACACAGGAAGCUGUGGGUGGAGUCAUCAUUGGUGCUCACGACAACAGACAUUUGCCCUCGACACUUGCAUCCACUCAACUGAGGCUGCUCCCCGAGGACCUAGCUGACAUUGAGAGUGUUCUGUCCCUGUCCUCCGGGCUAAAGGGACCAGUUUACGGGCUGGAGAGGGAGGUGUCUGGGGCACACGGGAGAAUCAUGAAGUACACACUCAACAAACUGAACAUGGCAGAGCAUGUAGAGGAGCUGUGUCACAGGUACCUUCAGCUCCACUUCUCGGCUUACCCCACGGAGGCCACUCGCACUGGUUACAGACUCCCUGCCCCCACCUCUACUGACCAACACUCCCUCGUUGCUGCCAAGACAACCUCCUACGAUCAUCUCACAGAUAUUGUGUCUCCAACCGAAAUCAAUACUCACUGCAAACGAACGCAAUGUGUACUCGAAGAAGCAGAAGCAAUAAACGAAGAUGCUCUGUCCAAAGAACAGCUGGUCGAUCUUCAGCUCAUCAUUUCACAGCUAAAGCUACAACUUGUUCUUUUUCAAAAAGUCGAGAGUCACAAGAAAGACCCACUCGUUUAUCUCCCUCUAAACUCGAUUCUCUAUCUACUUCCAGUCUGGGGAGACGAAAAUGAGAGUUCAAAGUUCAGUAUAGAAGAACACACCCACCCUGGAGUUGCCGAUAUGGACGUUGGUCAGCGAUUGUCUGCGUUGCUCUCACGGCUACAAGCUAUUCCAAGUGCCCUCAUCUGUGCACAUCGUAACCUCACACUAUCUGUCAAGGCAUUUGUGGAAACUGCUAUCAAGAUUUGCGGAUCAUUUGCUACUUUUCUUGCCACUGAGGUUGUCCCACUUUGUGUUGCUAUGAGUGGAGGUACUGACAAAGACAUCAUUAAUGAGAUCGAAAUUACCUCCAAAGUUGCAGCCAAGUGUGUCGAAUCGUUUGGACAUUAUCUUUCAAAGGAGCUGCUACCCAAAAGCUCAAGUAUGACAGGUGUUGGAAAAGAGGUAUAUUCAGACAUUCUGCGAUACAGCCACUUCAUUGAGAGCAGUGAUGACCUAUUGAGACUAGGAGAAAAGCACUUUGAGGCCGUAAAAACCGAGUUGGAGAUUUUGGCCAAAAAGAUUGACCCAAGUAAAACCUGGCAAGAGUUAACAAAGACACUUAUCAACCCUCUACACCCAUCGGCCAAGGAUCUGUUGCCCACCUACAUGGCUGAGAUUCAUCGAGCACGAGAUCACAUGAUGUCACAUGACCUUGUAUCGGACCUCCCACAAGGCGAAUGUGUGCAUGGCUUCACAACCCCUUCGUUUUUAACCCCAUUCUCACCAGUAGGUGACUAUCUUAACCCAUCUCCGUUUGCCGGAAUGUCCAGCUCAACCCCUCCCAAACGAGUUGGUCACCUAAUGCUCCAUUCGAUUGCUGCCCGCCCUCCUGAAACCCACCAAGCUCUACUCAGAGGUCACGAUUAUUGCUGGAUAUCUGUCGUCUCACCGCACGAGUCGUACCCUGGUCACCAUGUUCAAGCCUUGCUCGCUCAAAUGCAUCCUAGAGUUCUGAGAAAAUAUCACGAGUCUAUUCUGUUCUACGAGGGAUGGGGACUGUAUACUGAAGAGCUUGCAUACGAGACGGGAUUCUUCAAACGAGAACUAGAGUAUGUCGAGGAGGUUACAAAUGAGGUGAAGAAGUUAUCGUCCGAACAAUUUGAGCAGCUGACGAGACUAACACAGUUACGACUCAGGCUAUGGCGAGCAGCUAGAGUGAUUUUAGACGCUAAGUUGAACCUCGGAGAAAUGAACGUUGACGAGUGUCGAGAGUUUUUGCACAGGGAGGUUAUGUUCAACGAGGGGGCCAGUGAGGGGGAGGUAUUCAUGUAUUUGUCUCGGCCUGGCUAUGCUCCUUGCUACGUUGCGGGCUAUGUAAUGAUCAUGCAACUGAGGGAGGAAAUGAGGAGGAGUCACGGGGAAGAAUUCACUCUGAAAGAGUUUCAUGAUCGUGUGCUGUCGAAGGGUUGCAUCCCUUUCAAACUGUUGAGAACACUGCUGUAAUAAUAGUUAUGGCUGACGUGAUCGAGUCAUGUUUCUUUGUGAAUGUUAUUGUACAUGUAUACGUAUAGCACUAUAACUCUUUCAAUUUCUGGUUUAUAUCUCUGUGGUGUAUAGUAUAUAUAAUGUUUUGUGACAAAAAGUUCUUAAACAAAAUUUUCUUCAUUGAC
Messenger RNA from Halichondria panicea, 3742 nucleotides. RefSeq lists its product as uncharacterized. Lineage: Eukaryota; Metazoa; Porifera; Demospongiae; Suberitida; Halichondriidae. The record is from RefSeq and is a predicted model, not a curated record. Gene Ontology annotation, molecular function: protein binding. Bases 12 to 3575 code for a protein of 1187 amino acids. The transcript has 5 exons.